GGAAAUAAGUAUUGAAAAGAUGUCGGUUUAUAAUGACCUGAAUUGCACAACCAACAUAUUUAGAGAUUAUGAUAAUACGCUAACAACAAAAAUUGGGGACUUUCCAAAAAUGUGGAGCUUUUCAGAAAAUUUGGCUGAUAUUAAUGCGAGAAUUCACGCUGACAAAAGGAAUAUGUUAAUUAAAGAAAAAAAAAACUCGUUCAAAUGCCAAAAUUGUUAGUAAAAGAAUUGAGAACGGAUAUUAAACGUGCAUGGGAAGAUUUAAAUUCGACGACACUCACAAUUUCUGAAUUUUUAACAAGAACAGGAAAUAUAUUUUACAAAUUUACAAUUCAAUUUUUUGAAUAUAAGAUUCCAAGACAGGAAGUGAAUGUAGUAAAUGUUGAUGCUGAUGAUGAUCAAGAAAACGACCAAAAUGAUUUUGAGAUCAAUGUACCUGACGAUCCAUUGUUCGUAGAACCUGUGAACAGUAGACAAGAAUCACCGGUUAUUGAAGAUGCAGAUGCAAUCCCAGGUUCGUCACGUCUGGAUGUUGCUGAAAAUGCAGAUGCAGUUCCAGGUCCAUCACAUUCGAAUGCUACCGAAACCAAUUUGAUAUGCGUUAUAUGUUUCAAAAAUACCGCAAAUCAUUGCCUUAUAAAUUGUGGACAUAUACCAUACUGCGACGAAUGUUGGAAUAGACACAAACGCGCAAUAGUUGAUGACGACGAUUAUGAAUACGUAGACGGAGAUUACCAAAUUGUCAAUCCUUAUUCAAGAUUCUGUCCAAUAUGCAGAAAAAAAUAUGAUUAUAGAAAACAAUUUACAAAAAUAUAUUACAAUUAAUGAAUAAGAAGAACUGAAUUCUGAUACUAAAAUGUCCCUACUGAAAAUCCCUGUACAAGAUCUUGUACAAUUUCCUGUACAGGAUCAGCAACUGAAUUUGUACUAGUUCUGACCAGUUC
Molecule: messenger RNA, 944 nt
Organism: Leptopilina boulardi
Lineage: Eukaryota; Metazoa; Arthropoda; Insecta; Hymenoptera; Figitidae
Exons: 6
Coding region: 205-825 (206 amino acids)
Source: RefSeq, a predicted model, not a curated record